Molecule: messenger RNA, 2079 nt
Organism: Drosophila mojavensis
Lineage: Eukaryota; Metazoa; Arthropoda; Insecta; Diptera; Drosophilidae
Product: serine proteinase stubble
Exons: 6
Coding region: 121-1797 (558 amino acids)
Biological process (GO): proteolysis
Molecular function (GO): serine-type endopeptidase activity
Source: RefSeq, a predicted model, not a curated record
UAGCUACGCAUACAAAAAUCCAAAUUCAAAUCAAAAAGAAAGUGAACGCCAACAAGUGCUGUGCGAAAGUGAAAGUACCCGUUCGCCUGUCGCGCUCCUCGGCAGGAGUCGGCCCCAGCCAUGUCGCGGGCACGAACAUAUACCUAUUAUCGCAUAAAGGAUAAGUGGCUCAGCCUGCUGCUCAUCUGUGUGCUCACGCCCAACAGCGUCUGCGCCGUGGGCUAUCCGACAGCUCAGCAGGAGCACGACAUGCUCAUACUGGAUGCGCUGUCACGGCGCAGCGGCACCGGCUAUUACGGCGAGAACAGCGUCAUGGAGAUGCUAUCCCGAAUGAUACCGCAGUCGUGCCGCUUCCGUGGCCACAAAUUCGAGUGCGGCCUGUCCAUCUCGUGCGUCUUGGGCGGCGGCAAACCUCUCGAUCUCUGCUCCGGCGGCAUGAUCUGGUCAUGCUGUGUGGACAAAGAUCUCGACGCCGAGGAGAGUCCCCAUGCGGCGCCAAUCAACAAUACAAGUGACAUAAUACACUUGCACGACAUUUAUCCCGACUUGUCGCCUGCUGUUAGCAAGCCGGCGCAUCAUCCAGCACACCACCAGACGCAACACAACAACCACAAUAGCAACAACAACGGCCUGCCUGCGGCCUCGUCAGCACGGCCGGCCUAUCCCAACCACGCCUAUUACAGCACUAAGCGCCCAGCGCUCUACAACGGCAAUCCCUAUAAACCCAGCUCCAGCUCCGGCUCCGGCUCCAGCUCUAGCUCGUCUGUACACCGGCCCAGCGUCUCGAGCUUAAAUAGCUGGGAGCAUGACUCGAACCACUUGGGCAUCACCAAUCAUCUGGACAGUUUCUUUGAUGCGGAUGCACCGCCAGAUGGCGCUGUUGCAACCCGACCACCAGCAUUACACGCACCCCAGGCACAGCCCUUCGCCGUGGGCAAUGUUCUCGAUCUGAAUGCCGGCGAGGCGGUGGAUGAGUACCAAAGUGGUGGCUACAACGACGGCAGCUAUCGUCCAGUGCCGGGCUGCGGCGAGGUUUUUUCGCGCACCAAUCGCAUUGUGGGCGGCCACUCGACGGGCUUUGGCUCGCAUCCCUGGCAGGUGGCGCUCAUCAAGAGCGGGUUUCUAUCACGCAAGCUGAGCUGCGGUGGUGCAUUGAUCUCCAAUCGCUGGGUGGUGACAGCCGCUCACUGUGUGGCCACCACCACUAAUUCGAACAUGAAAAUUCGGCUGGGCGAGUGGGACGUGCGCGGACAGGAGGAACGUCUCAAUCACGAGGAAUAUGGCAUUGAGCGCAAGGAAGUGCAUCCGCAUUAUAAUCCAGCCGAUUUCAAGAACGACGUCGCACUCAUACGACUCGAUCGCAAUGUGGUUUACAAGCAGCACAUCAUACCCGUCUGCCUGCCACCGCCCACCACCAAGCUGACGGGCAAAAUGGCCACCGUUGCGGGCUGGGGGCGUACGCGGCACGGCCAGAGCACUGUGCCCUCGGUGCUGCAGGAGGUGGAUGUGGAGGUCAUCUCGAAUGAUCGCUGUCAGCGCUGGUUCCGCGCCGCCGGCAGACGUGAGGCCAUACAUGAUGUCUUCCUCUGCGCCGGCUAUAAGGAGGGCGGUCGUGAUUCCUGCCAGGGCGACAGCGGCGGGCCGCUCACGCUUACAAUGGACGGCCGCAAAACGCUAAUCGGACUCGUCUCCUGGGGCAUUGGCUGCGGACGGGAGCACCUGCCGGGCGUCUAUACCAACAUACAGCACUUUGUACCGUGGAUCAACAAGGUUAUGGCCAACGACAACAAUGCGUGAAUACAGUUUCCAUAGCUAGACUGUCAUUUGAUCAAUUUGGAAGACUGCAGCCACCGCCUGCAGCUGUUGCAACUGCGACAGCAACACCCGUUUGCCUGGCCAUGUGAUUCCUUUACGACUCGGGGUUGCUAGUGUUUAAGUCGAAGCUCUCAAUCUCACAGCAGCUGCUAUUUAUUUUUUGUAUACCCUACCCCUAACCCAAACCCACUGGCGAUAUUCUAUUGAAUGCUGCUCGAACCUUGGAGGUUAACUGCUAAUCAUUAAAAUAUUUAUUACAUUCAU